Messenger RNA from Cryptomeria japonica (Japanese cedar), 2182 nucleotides. Its product is annotated as pentatricopeptide repeat-containing protein At1g77360, mitochondrial-like. NCBI's taxonomy places the organism in Eukaryota, Viridiplantae, Streptophyta, Pinopsida, Cupressales, Cupressaceae. The transcript has a single exon. The coding region runs from base 223 to 1941 and encodes 572 amino acids. The record is from RefSeq and is a predicted model, not a curated record. Gene Ontology annotation, molecular function: protein binding.
CCAUCUUCUCACCUCAGUCGUUUCGAUAUAAAAGCAAGAGAUGAAAUAGGGUUCCGAAAGUGGCGAAUGAUAUUUAGCAGAAUAAAUUGCAGUCGAAUAACUGCAGCAGAAGGAUGAGCAGGAGCAGCCGCAAAGGGAACAACUUCUGCGUUUAAAGGCACUCAAGGAUUACAUCAUUUUUCAUAUCUCCAGGUAAGGAAAUUCUUAAACCAGUUUUUUCUUAUGGGUAAGAAUAAGAAAAAUAAAAACAAAGGAAAAAACAAAGGAUGGAAAGAAUGGCGAAACAAUAUGGUGGCGAAGGGCACAAUUUCUAAACCUAACCCUGAAAAAAAUGUCGACCAAAAUAAGGCAGAGGAGGAUAUAGAGGGAAAGGAGAAGGGAAGAAACCUGUCUCCGUCUAAAGCACUAGCAGGCCCUUCCAACCCUCAUAAAAAUGUCGGACGACAAAAUAAGGAAGAGGAAAAUAGAAAAGUAAAGGGAAAACAUUCUUCUCCACCUAAAUCAUUAUCAGGUCCUUCUGUUUCAAGACCUGGCCCUAAUGCACCUUUAGGGAUUAGACCACUGUCACCAAUUUUCUCUAAUCCUUUGCCCGCUAAGAUCAAUGCUCUUAGUUUUGAGGACAAGGUGGAAAAGUUGAGCCAAGUGCUCGCUGAUCCCAAUGAAUUAACGGGACUCGAGCUUGUACUCGAUAGAUCGGGGCUUAAGGUUUCAACUGAUUUUGUAGAAGAGGUGUUGAAAAAGUCUUACAAAUCAGGCCCUGCGGCGAAAAGGUUCUUUGACUGGGCAGGGUUGCAGCUGGGGAACAAGCACAGUCCUUAUGCUUGGAAUUUGCUUGUCGAUAUUCUAGGCAAUACUAAAAUGUUUGAUGCAAUGUGGGAGGCUGUCAAGUGCAUGAACAAGGAGGGGAUCCUGUCCAGGCAUACUUUUGCUUCUGUUUUUACGUGCUAUGCUAUGGCUGAUAAGGCAAAUGAGGCAAUCAUGACGUUUGAGGUGAUGGAAAAUUAUGGUUGCCCACAGGACGUAGAGGCAUUCAACUGUCUUCUGUGUGCUCUGUGUAGAUAUAGGCAGACGGCCAAGGCACAGAAUUUUGCAGAGAGGAUGGAGGACAGGUUCCCACCUGAUGCUGAUACUUAUGCGAUUCUGCUGGAGGGGUGCGAGAAGGAGGGUGAUGCAGCAAGGGCGAAGAAGACUUUUGGGGAGAUGAUUGUGCGACUCGGAUGGGAUCCGGCUAACACCGCGGCAUAUAAUGCAUUCUUGGGGGCGCUCUGCAAAGGGGGACAAGUGGAUGAAAGCCUGAAGUUUUUGCAUGUCUUGAGGAGCAGGAGAUGCUUUCCAGAUAAGAGCUUUUACAGUACUGCAAUUCAUGCUCUUUCUCUGAAGAACAAGGUGGAGGAAGCAGCGAUGGUUUUUGAUACGAUGUUGCGGCUUGGGUAUCGUCCAAGCAGUACUACUUAUAAUUCAAUGAUCUCGGCAUACUGCUAUGCUGCAAGAACAGAGGAUGCUUACCGGCUUCUGGAUGGGAUGGUGUGGAACGGAGCCUUUCCAGAUUCCACAACUUACAAUACUAUUUUUCAGGCCCUCAUCAAGGCGCACAAAGUGGAGGAUGCAUCCAGUUUGUUCCGAGAGAUGACUCGAAAUGAAUUUGAUCCAGACAGUGACAGCCUCUCGAUGGCUUUAGUAAUGAGAGAUUUGAAUGUGGCCACCAUGGUUUGGAAGCAUAUCAGUCGAAAGGGUGUUUUUCCCCAAAUGGGAGUUAUCGCCUUAUUUGUAAAUAGCUUAUGUGAAAAUGGCAAACGUCAAGAUGCCAAAAUGUGUGUUGAGGAUAUGCAGGAGAAAGGAGUUGAGGUGUCUGAUGAAAUUUUGAAGAGGUUGAUGAUGGAGAAGAAUGAAAGGAAAGAUCCAGAUGAAAGAUCUUCAAAGAGGAGGAGGGAGCAUCACUAAUCAGGGAGCGGCACAGCAGAGGACUAAAGCCAGCCUGUCAAAAAUUACUUUUCAGCUCUACGUAGAUGAAGAAAUUUUAUACUAAGCAAGGAAAUGCUUUAUAUUUCCUUUUUAAUUAAUUUCUUUUUUAUGAGCACGUGACAUCAAACUUUUUGGGUUCUUGUUCUUGAAUUGUAGAACAGGUUUCUAUGAUAGUUUUACAUUGCUUGCUUCCUAUUAAUACGUCAGUUCUUUUUAUGCA